Messenger RNA from Leptomonas pyrrhocoris, 2545 nucleotides. RefSeq names its product unspecified product. Lineage: Eukaryota; Euglenozoa; Kinetoplastea; Trypanosomatida; Trypanosomatidae. The transcript has a single exon. The record is from RefSeq and is a predicted model, not a curated record. Gene Ontology annotation, molecular function: hexosyltransferase activity. Gene Ontology annotation, cellular component: membrane. The coding region runs from base 44 to 2545 and encodes 833 amino acids.
GUCCCCAAACGGCUGGCGUACACAUCCCAGGGGGGAAAAACCAAUGCAGAAACUCGCAACGGUGGUCUCCGCACCAUCAUGGGUGCAGCGCCGCGGUGAUGCCCGGACUUCUCCCCCGCCUGACGCCUUCAUCAGCGCCGGCAGCGCGGUGCGUGACCGCACGGACUCCGACAGCGCGAUCGCACCGCCGCCUCGACACGACGAAGAACUGCCGCCGACGAACGGCAGCACCUUCCUUCACUACAUCAACGGUUUGGUGAGGAGGCGCCCUGUAAAUGCAUCCGGCACACACGCCGCCCACUCCAAGUUGUCGACAUGGAAUGAAUCAGGCGUCGCAGCGGCAGCCGGUCGAAGUGGCCGUUGUCGUCACCGCCGGCUACAAUGUGUGCUGCUGCUCAUUUUUCUUCUAUGUCUCCUGUCGAUGCUUCUGCUGAUUCCCGCGGUGCACGGCAUCCUGUGUUUUUCCCCGAAUUCCGCGCCGUCGUCUCCGACACCUCCGCCGCAGCACGCCGUAAAGAGUUCUCCGUCUCCGCCACUCUGGUCGGUGCUCGUUCAUCAUAAAGACGCGGUGGACCGUUUCUCCCAGUUCCCGCGUGGUCGCUGUUUUCUGUUUUUCUUCUGUGAGCCGGUGCGGUGGACGCUGCAGCUGCCGUCGUGGACGCUGCACGUUGUGGAUCCCGCCUGCGUGGAGUGCACCGACCGCGGCAGCUACGCGGAGGCGCUCCCCGCGACGUCGCCAGCGCUGGAGCUGGCCAACGGCGCCGUGUUUGCGUCUCCUGCGGCGCCGCUCGGCCGCAUCGGACCGAUGCUGUUGGCAAUGGCCAGCGUCACCAACGCGGUAAACAUCGCGGCGGAGACGCCGAAGUGGGCGUGGAUGCAGUUCGCCAACAGCGGGGCGCCGCGCCUUGCGCGACCGGUGCGCGCCCCGUAUCUAGCGGUGAUGGGCGUGCCCUCUACCGAUAACGCGAACCGCGCGAGCCUGCGUGAGGCGCAGCGGCAGACGUGGAUGUCGUACAGUGAGGUGGCGCGCGCCUCGAACGGCUUCCGGGGCGCGUUGCUUGUCUUGCACUUACUCGCGCACGUCGAGCCGGUGGGGCAGUCGAAGUCAGCGACGGCGUCCACCGUAGCGCUGUUGGCGCCUGUCAACGCCUCGCACCUUCUGCCCUCUCGCGCCGAGUGGGUGACGCUUUCUUCGGUACGUCUGGCUACGGAGAAGGCGAUGGCGGCGGCGACGGAGCAAGGCGGGGCGACCGUACCUCGCGUGCGCUACACCAUGCCCCGCAUGGCGCUACGAGCGGAUUGGCCGAGCGUCCACGGGUACGACUCGCCGUGCAGCCACGCCUAUCGGGCUACGGUGGGCGGCGCCCCUGGGGAAGAGACGGAUCCACUUCCGUAUUUGACCGAGGCGCUGUCACUGCCGGUUGUGCCGGCUUUCGUGUCGCCUGCGCAGUUCGUCUGCUACGCCUCCGCUAGUCUCUGGCAGGAGGCGCUGGAGCAUCGCAAUGUGAUCUGGAUCGACAUGAUGACGGACCGCCGCCCCACUACGGAUAAGAAGCUCGGGCAGAAUAAGAACUGGGGCCUGCCGGUGGAGGUUGGGAUGAGCCAGAAGCUUAUCCUGUGGCUGGAGUACGCCUACCACGCGUUCCCUGACGUGUCGUACAUCAUGAAGGGCGACGACGACGCGUACCUGAAGGUGCCGCAGUACUUAAACGACGUCCGAUUCCUCCAUAGCGAGAAGGGCAAGCCGAUACUGAGUCGAGAGGAGGUGCGUCUGAUGCCGCGCGACACCAUUCCUUUAGCGAACGAGUCGAUGUGCACCUACUGGGGCAGUACCCGGAGUUACCACGAGGUGCUGUUCAACGCAGGUAUGUGCUUCAUGCUGCAUCGAAAGCUGGCGCAAGCGGUGCUGGAGCCGUCGAUGGCAGCGGCGUCGAAGCCUGCCACGCCUGAGGACGCCGGUGACGGUCGUGGCAACAACCUGCAGGUGCGACUCGCGUUAAAGGAGUUCGACCCCAGCCUCUCCAACGUGUACCGUCGAACAAGAUAUCAAGUCGAGGAUAUCAUGGCUGGCACGAUGAUCAAGCACCAUCGCGCACGCGCGGAGGAGCUGUGCUGGAACAACACGGUGUACUACGUGAGGGAGUCGCUUGCGCGGUUUCACGAUCUGCGGGUGGGGCGGGCUCGCAGCGUGAGGUGGACCUCCGUUGUCGUGCAUCGCUGCUCUGCCACGGACUUCCACUUCAUUCAUUACUACUUCACGCAUGCGCAUCGUAUGCCGGUCCUUGUGAACGCCACCAACGCGGAGGAGGAAGCUGCGGCGCAGCGGAGCGCCUGGGCGUGGGUGGCGCAGCAAAAGCUGAAGAUGCCGCAGUACAACACUUGGGAUGACACGCCGUCCGUGCAGUGGGUGCCGCGCGAAGGUGCCCAGAAGACGGCGGCACACGUGAUUGUGCCUGGAGAUGCGGUGGCCGUGUACAUGCAUGGCUAUGCGCCGUAUUCGAACGCAAAAUAUGAAGUGCGUAACGGCUAUAUUUCUACUCCGUAA